AGCGCUCUGCCGGGACUGGGUCCCUGCUCCCGCCCCGUACAAGGCACCUCCCGGCGUGGGGGGGACGCUUCAUGUUUGUGUGUGCCCGAGCACCGCGGCGGCCAUGGCGGAGGCGGCGGGGGGCCCCAGGCCCCGCAGAGCCCGGCGCGGAGCCCGCUCGGCGCCCACCAACAUACUGCAGCAGCUGCGGUACGGGCAGCUCAGCGGCUGCGGCCUGACGCGGGGGACGCAGAUCACAGAGGCCUUGUUAAAGGAAAGAGAUAAACAAGCAAAAUGGAGUGGGAUUCCCUUGCUGCUGCAGAAGCUGUAUCAACAGAGCCACCCAAACAGUGAUUUCUCCCAGUGCCAAAGCAUCUUAAAGGAAAUUUCCCCACUUCUUUCAAUGGAAGCAGUGGCAUCUGUUACAGAAGAUAAAAAAGCUGCUCAAGAGUCCACUUUCCCAAAUACAUACACAUUUGACUUAUUUGGAGGAGUUGAUCUUUUAGUAGAAAUUCUCAUGAGACCAACUCUUAUCACACAGAAAAAGAAACAGAAAAUAAGCGAUGACCUGAUCAAGGACUGUUUAAGCAUACUGUACAACACAUGUAUAUGUACGGAAGGAGUCACAAGGCGAUUGGCAGAAAGAAACGACUUUGUGUUGUUCCUGUUUACACUGAUGACAAACAAAAAGACAUUCCUACAAACUGCAACACUCAUUGAAGAUAUCCUGGGAGUGAAAAAGGAAAUGAUCCAACUGGAUGAUAUCCCCAAUCUUGGGAGCCUGGUGUCCAGUUUUGAUCAGCAGCAGCUUGCAAACUUCUGCAGGAUCCUUGCUGUCACCAUUUCAGAGCUUGACCCAGGCAGUGAUGACAAGCACACGCUGCUUGCCAAAAAUGCCCAGCAGAAAAAAAAUUUGGGUCCUUCUCGAGCUGAAAUUAAUCAAGCUACACUUCUGAAUAUUCCAGGCUUCAUUGAGCGCUUGUGCAAACUGGCAACACGGAAGGUGUCUGAAACAACAGGUACUUCUAGCUUCCUCCAGGAGUUGGAAGAAUGGUACACCUGGCUGGGGCUGGACAAUGCACUAGUGCUUGAUACACUGAUGAGAGUGGCAAAUGAAGAGGCAGAGCAGAGCAGUACAGAAUCUUCAGAUGAGAGUGGCUUAGCCAACACCUCGACACGAGCACAGCUUCCACAGCCCAUGAAGAUCAUGCACGAGAUCAUGUAUAAGCUGGAGGUGUUGUAUGUUCUUUGUGUGCUGCUCAUGGGGAGACAGAGGAAUCAGGUUCAUAAAAUGAUAGCGGAGUUCAAACUGAUUCCUGGCCUCAAUAACUUGUUUGACAAACUGAUCUGGAGAAAGCAUUCAGCAUCAGCCCUGGUUCUGCAUGGACACAACCAGAAUUGUGAUUGUAGCCCAGACAUUACUUUAAAGAUCCAGUUCUUGAGGCUUCUUCAGAGCUUUAGUGAUCACCAUGAGAACAAGUAUCUGCUUCUAAACAGCCAAGAACUCAACGAGCUGAGUGCUAUCUCCCAUAAAGCCAACAUCCCUGAAGUUGAUGCAGUUGUCAACACAGACAGGAGUCUCGUCUGCGAUGGGAAAAGGGGUUUGUUGACCAGACUGCUUCAGGUCAUGAAGAAGGAACCGGCUGAAUCCUCCUUCAGGUUUUGGCAGGCGAGGGCAGUUGAAAGUUUUCUGCGGGGCACCACUUCCUAUGCAGACCAGAUCUUCCUGCUGAAGAGAGGACUCCUGGAGCAUAUUCUCUACUGCAUUGUUGAUAGUGAGUGCAAAUCACGAGAUGUGCUUCAGAGUUACUUUGACCUUCUGGGAGAACUGAUGAAAUUCAAUAUUGAUGCAUUCAAGAGGUUCAACAAGUACAUCGACACAGAUGAGAAGUUCCAGAUAUUUUUAAAUCAGAUCAACAGUUCACUGGUUGACUCAAACAUGCUUGUUCGCUGCAUUACCCUGUCCCUGGACCGAUUUGAGAAUCAGUCUGAUGCUAAAGUUGCAGAAGUCCUGUCAGAGUGCCGCCUGUUGUCAUAUAUGUCCCAGAUGUCCAUGAGAAUGUCCUUUCUUUUCCGUCUCAUUAAUAUUAUUCAUGUACAGACACUUACACAGGAAAAUGUCAGUUGUUUGAACACAAGUUUAGUUAUCCUAAUGCUGGCCCGAAGGAAAGAAAAGCUGCCUUUUUAUCUGCACACUUUGCAACAGAUGGAGUACACAGAAAAAUACCCAGGCUUCAUCCUGAACAACUUCCACAGUCUCCUGCGAUUCUGGCAGCAGCAUUACCUCAACAAGGAUAAAGACAGCACCUGCUUAGAAAAUAGUUCAUGUAUUAGUUUUGCCUACUGGAAAGAGACUGUAUCUAUACUGCUCAGUCCAGACCGGACAUCCCCCUGUGCCAUAGUUAGCUACAUCGACGAGGCGUACAUGGACGUUGACAGAGACUUUGCUGAGGAGUAACUCUUCACUCCGCCUUCUGAUGGACAGCGCUUGGAGGGUCCCUCACAGCCCAUGGAUUUUCAGGGAUAUGCUGUGGAGUGUGUGUGUGUGCACGGCUUGGAACCGUGGAGCAUUGUCCUAACCCCAACCCCCCUCCCCCCCCAUCCCCAUCUCUGAUCUCUAACAGAUGAGACUCUGAGAGCUCUCUGGGCAACACAUUCAGGGAUGUAUCUUCCAGCUGUUCUGGGAUAAAAACCAUUACCUUGCAAAAA
This is a messenger RNA of Neopsephotus bourkii (Bourke's parrot), 2688 nucleotides long. It is a transcript of the gene TRPC4AP, whose product is annotated as transient receptor potential cation channel subfamily C member 4 associated protein. The record is from RefSeq and is a predicted model, not a curated record. Gene Ontology annotation, biological process: ubiquitin-dependent protein catabolic process. Lineage: Eukaryota; Metazoa; Chordata; Aves; Psittaciformes; Psittacidae. The transcript has 19 exons. The coding region runs from base 104 to 2437 and encodes 777 amino acids. Gene Ontology annotation, cellular component: Cul4A-RING E3 ubiquitin ligase complex. Gene Ontology annotation, molecular function: phosphatase binding.